UCGGCGCAUGCGCAAUCGCGAAGCCCCUCCUUCCACCAGGGACUCAUUGUGCAGCAACCGGAUUGACUCCUUCUCGUCCGCGCGGGCGCCAGCGGGAUCCUGUACUACUUCCCUUUUUUCCUUAAAAGAGGGGGGAAAAAAGAGAGGGGGAGGACAAAACAAAAAAAUAACCACCUCUACAACCCGGCUCGACGGAAAAAAAAGGGGUUUGGAACCGUUUCGCGUCGGGAAAGGGGAAAAAAAGGGGGGGUUGGCUUCUUCUUCUCCCUCAGCGCCAACAUCACCACUCUCCCCCCGCCCCUCUCUCUCUCGCUUUGACUUCCUCCUUUGCGCGUGCGCACACGGCUGACUUUCCCCCUCCUCCCCAACCCCCACCUGCGCGGGUUUGAGCUUCCUCGCGGCCUCUUGAUUGGCUGAAGCGCGCGCGCUCGAGAAAGAGAGAGAGCGCGAGCCUUAGAACUUCUCUCCUUUCUCUCUCCUUCCCCCUCCCCCCCGCGACAAAAAAAGGGCAGGGCCAGGCGACCAAUCAGAGGACGCGUCGCGCGCGAGCAAGCGUAAAAACCCGUUCCUUGGCCUCGAGGCCUACGUUGGAAAAGCGAAGGAACGAGCGCGCUCCCGACGCUCUGAGAGAAGGCAAGCAGGGAAGUCAGUCAGUGAGUCAGUCGCGCGCGCGGCGGGCCUAGGCUAACGAAGGGCGGGAGUCGAUUGAGGUUCUCUUCCUCCUCCUCCUUUAAGAACCCUCGUUUGUGACCACCCUCGCUGUCUGUCUGUCUGCCCGCCCGUCAGUCAGCUAGGGAACUCCUUCGCCGGCCGGCUUCCCCUUCCGGGUUCAAUUCGAACCUCCUCAAGGGAAUCCUAGGCCUCAACGGCCUCCUGUGCGCCUGUGUUCAGGCAGGCAAGCCAGGCGGGCGGGCUCGGGAAGCUGAGCCUGUGGCGUCCGCCAUGUUGAAGCAGCCGCUGCCGCCGCCCUCCCCGCAACCCGCCCCUCCGGCUUCGGGCCCGGCGCCGGCCUCCGUGCCCACGCCGCCCCUCGCAGCCGCCGGCACCUCUUCGGCCACUGUCGCCGCCGCCUCACGGAAGGCCAACCCGCCGCCCGCCAGCCCCAACGGCAGCCUCAGCCCCGGCGCCGCGGGGGGAGCCCGGGUCGCCACUGUGGCGCCCCCCGGGAGCGGAGGAGGAGGAGGAGGGGGCACCCCGGGAGGAAGCGGGACGAGGGGCCAGAGCACAGGCAAAGGACCUCCACAGUCUCCUGUCUUUGAAGGUGUUUAUAACAAUUCACGUAUGCUGCACUUCCUGACAGCAGUUGUGGGAUCUACAUGCGAUGUGAAAGUGAAAAAUGGAAGCACCUUUGAGGGGAUUUUUAAAACCCUUAGCUCCAAGUUUGAACUAGCUGUGGACGCUGUGCACAAGAAGGUGCCGGACCAACCAGUAGGGCCCAGGAGGGAGGAUAUUGUGGACACUAUGGUGUUCAAGCCUGCUGAUGUCAUGCUGGUGCACUUCCGCAAUGUUGAUUUUAAUUACGCCACCAAAGAUAAAUUCACAGAUUCUGCUAUUGCUAUGAAUUCCAAGGUGAAUGGAGAGCACAAAGAGAAGGUGCUACAACGCUGGGAAGGAGGAGACAGCAACAGUGAUGAUUAUGAUUUGGAAUCUGACAUGUCAAAUGGCUGGGACCCCAAUGAGAUGUUCAAGUUCAAUGAAGAAACUUAUGGUGUGAAGACCACCUAUGAUAGCAGCCUUUCUUCAUAUACAGUCCCUCUUGAGAAAGACAAUUCUGAAGAAUUCCGGCAGCGAGAGGCCAGAGCUGCGCAGUUGGCGCGGGAGAUUGAAUCAAGCCCACAGUAUCGACUACGUAUUGCAAUGGAAAAUGAUGAUGGGCGCACAGAAGAAGAAAAGCACAGUUCUGUUCAGAGACAGGUGUCAGGAAGAGAUAGCCCUAGUCUGGCAUCCAGAGAGGGCAAGUACAUACCACUUCCCCAACGUGUCCGAGAAGGCUCGCGAGGCGGAGUACGUUGCAGCAGCUCUCGGGGCGGGAGGCCAGGCAUGAGCUCUUUACCUCCCCGUGGAAGCACACAUCAUUCAGAAAGCAACACAGGCUCCAUUCCAGAACAACGAGGCAUAAAUGGAGGUCCAUCCAGAAUGUCUCCAAAAUCACAGCGACCUAUUCGGGGGGCCAAGAGUAUGUCUUCUCCCUCCAGUCGCCCCAUGGAAGUUUCAGCUGCUUCUCCAACAGUGGGCCGCGUCUACACUCCACGUUCUCCAAAAUCUGCCUCAGCUGUGCCAGUCUGCUCUCAGGAUCCCCCAGUGGGAUCGACUGCCCCUGCUGCUCCUGUGUCACCCUCUGAAUCAAGGCCUGUAAUGGAACCUAGUGCUUCUCCAACCCCACCUUCUCCCAAGGUCCCAGCAUCUGCUCCUGUAGCUGCUGUUGAAGUUAAAGAGGUGCCUAGCUCUGUCACCAAAGAACCCAGCAGGACCUUGGAGGUUAUGGGACCCUCAGAUUUGGUCAAACAAGCAAACAAAGGUCUUCAGAAUGAGCAGAAGAGGAAUCAGCUAGAGGAGCUGCGUAAAUUUGGAGCCCAGUUUAAGCUGCAGCCCAGUUCCUCCCCAGAGGCCACACUUGACACUUUCCGACCCAAGGAGCCUCUUGAAGGAAAGGUGAAGGACAAGCCCCCAGAAGCAUUGGCUGGGGCAGGGGGCACUUGCGAAGUGCCUGAGGAGUCCCCCAAGCCCAGCCUAGAACUGUCUGAUGUCACCAGCAAGGAAGAGAAAGGGCCCUGUGAAGGCAUGGAACGCCAGACUCAAACAUCUAGCCCUCUGGGCAAAGGGGACACAGAAGACAAGGAGGAUGGCCCUGUCUCAGAACAAGUGAAAAAAUCAACACUGAAUCCUAAUGCAAAGGAAUUCAACCCAUCAAAGACUCUCCUAUCCGUGAACAAGUCAACAAGUACGCCCACAUCACCGGGACCACGCACUCACUCUACGCCCUCCAUCCCAGUCAUUACACCUGGGCAAAGCGGCAUGUACAGCACACAGUACAUCUCUUAUAUCCCACAAAUCCACAUGAGCCCAGCUGUGCAGGCGCCCCAGAUGUACCCUUACCCUGUUUCCAAUUCUGUGCCAGGACAGCAGGGCAAAUAUCGAGGAGCUAAAGGUUCUCUGCCCCCUCAGCGUUCAGACCAGCACCAGCCAACCUCAGCUCCUCCUAUCAUGCAGGCAGCUGCAGCCGCUGGGCCCCCACUUGUGGCUGCCACUCCGUAUUCGUCAUAUAUUUCCUACAACCCUCAGCAGUUCACAGGACAGCCCACUAUGAUGCAGCCUAUGGCACACUAUCCAUCGCAGCCUGUCUUCGCCCCUAUGCUGCAGAGCAACCCACGCAUGAUGGCAUCUGGCAGUCACCCCCAGGCCAUUGUAUCAUCAUCUACUCCCCAAUAUCCCCCGGCAGAGCAACCUACGCCUCAGACUCUUUAUGCCACAGUGCAUCAGUCGUAUCCCCACCAUGCUACACAGCUACAUCCGCAUCAGCCUCAACCAGCUACCACACCCACCGGCAACCAACAGCAAGCGCAACACGCCGCCCCCAGCCCAGUGCAGCAUCAGGCUGGACAAGCUCAUUUGGCCAGUGCCCAGCAGCAGCAGAACCUGUACCACACAGCCACGCUGACGGCUACACCACCAUCCAUAACCCCAGGGCCCAGUGCCCAAUCUCCACAGAGCAGUUUCCCCCAGCAGGCAGUCUAUGCCAUUCAUGCCCACCAACAACUGCAACACGGCUAUACCAACAUGGCCCAUGUCACCCAGGCUCAUGUCCAGACUGGAAUUGCAGCUGCCCCACCUCCUCACCCUGGAGCUCCACAAGUCAUGCUGCUGCAUCCCUCGCAGACCCAUGGCGGACCCCCGCAAGGAGGUGUGCCCCAGAGUGGAGUGCCCACCCUCUCGGCUUCCACGCCCUCCCCCUACACUUAUAUAGGGCACCACCAAGUUCAGUCUCACCCUUCCCAGCAGCUUCCAUUCCACACCCCUGGGAACUGAUGUCCACGCUUCUCCCUGUGACCUGAGACCCUAGCCAGCCUUGGCUCAGUGGCUGGCCCAAAGCCUGGGCCAGCCCUCAUGCCCAUGGUAGAGGCCCCUGGAGGGGUGCCGUCUGGCCUGGCCCGCCCCCCCUCGCCAAGCACCUUCCUUUCCGUUGGUUUAAUGAAGCCCACUUGGGAUGCUGUCAGCCAGCGGGACGGAGCAGGGUCCUCCCCCCUUGCCUGGAGAAGGGCAGAGUUUCUUUUCUGUUAUUUAUGACUCCAUUCGGGCUCUUAGAGCAAAUGCCACUUUCCCACAUUAACUUGACAAGGACAUGACCAGAUGGACAAACCUUGACUUUUUAUUAAAUAAAAUAUUUAAAAAGUUAAAAAAAACCAAUAAAAUUUUAAACUAACUAA
Anolis sagrei ordinatus is the source of this 4424-nucleotide messenger RNA. RefSeq names its product ataxin 2 like (gene ATXN2L). Gene Ontology annotation, cellular component: cytoplasmic stress granule. Gene Ontology annotation, molecular function: mRNA binding. The record is from RefSeq and is a predicted model, not a curated record. NCBI's taxonomy places the organism in Eukaryota, Metazoa, Chordata, Lepidosauria, Squamata, Anolidae. Gene Ontology annotation, biological process: cytoplasmic stress granule assembly.